AUGUUUGUGGUCCAUAAGUUGUUCUUGCUUUAUCUUCAUUUCCUUCUUCUUAAUGGUACAUUAAUUUAUGCUCCAUUCUUGACCCCAUAUUCUUUUUCAGGUGAGGGGGGAGCCACUCUUUCUCCACUCUUUCUCUCUCUUUCUCUCUCCACUCUUUCUCUCUCUUUCUCUCUCCACUCUUUUCUCUCUCUCCUCUUUUCUCUCUUUCUCCUUUCUCUCUCCUCUCUUUUUCUCCCUUUCUCUCUCCACUCUUUUUCUCUCCUCUCUCUUUCUCCCUUUCUCUCCCUUUCUCUCUCUCCACUCUUUCCACUCUUUUUCUCCCUUUCUCUCUUUUCUCCCUUUCUCUCUUUUCUCCCUUUCUCUCUUUUCUCCCUUUCUCUCUUUUCUCCCUUUCUCUCUUUUCUCCCUUUCUCUCUUUUCUCCCUUUCUCUCUUUUCUCCCUUUCUCUCUUUUCUCCCUUUCUCUCUUUUUCUCCCUUUCUCUCUCUCCAUUCUUUUCUCCCUUUCUCUCUUUUCUCCCUUUCUCUCUUUUCUCCUUUCUCUCUUUUCUCCCUUUCUCUCUUUUCUCCUUUCUCUCUUUUCUCCCUUUUUCUCUUUUCUCCCUUUUCUCUUUUCUCCUUUCUCUUUUUUUCUCCCUUUUCUCUCCCCAUUCUUUUUCUCCCUUUCUCUCUUUUCUUUUUUUUCUCCUUUUUCUCUCCCCCUCUUUUUUUCUCCCUUUCUCUCUCUCCCUUUCUUUUUUUCUCCCUUUCUCUCUCUCCUCCACUCUUUUUCUCCCUUUCUCUCUCUCUCCACUCUUUUUUUCUCCCUUUCUCUCUCUCUCACUCUUUUUCUCCCUUUCUCUCUCUCUCCCUCUUUUUUUCUCCCUUUCUCUCUCUCUCUCCCUUUUUUUCUCCUUUCUCUCUCUCUCCACUCUUUUUUCUCCCUUUCUCUCUCUCUCCUUUUUUUCUCCCUUUCUCUCGCUUUUUCUCCCUUUCUCUCGCUUUUUCUCCCUUUCUCUCCUCUUUUUCUCCCUUCUCUCCUCUCUUUUUUCUCCCUUUCUCUCUCUUUUUUUUCCUUUUUCUCCUCUUUUUCUCCCUUUCUCUCCACUCUUUUUUCUCCCUUUCUCUCUCUCUCUCCACUCUUUUUUCUCCCUUUCUCUCUCUCUCUCCACUCUUUUUUCUCCCUUUCUCUCUCUCUCCACUCUUUUUUCUCCCUUUCUCUCUCUCUCCACUCUUUUUUCUCCCUUUCUCUCUCUCUCCACUCUUUUUUUACUUUUAUUUCUUUCUUUUUCCCUUCCUUUCUUUGUGUACCUAUUGCAAUGGGAAACUCAAAAUGGAGCAAGAAUGAGGCAGCCAUUCUAGGCAUGCCCCACCGUGAACGCCAACUGCAUUUAGCUGUAAUGGGUAAUGAUAAGGACACAGUACGAAACCUCAUUGUUGAAGGAGCAGACAUGAAUUAUCCCUGGAGCAAUCCAACAGUGCCCAGUGUCAAGGAUAGUACCACUCCACUUUUGGCAGCAGUCUCUCUCAAUCAUGUGGAUAUCACUAUAGGGGUCUUUCUUUCUUCUUUCUUUCUUCUUUCUUUCUUUCUUUUUUUUUCUUUUUCUUUCUUUCUUUCUUUCUUUCUUUCUUUCUUUUUUUUUUCUUUCUUUCUUCUUUCUUUCUUUCUUUUUUUUUUCUUUCUUUCUUUCUUUUCUUUCUUUCUUUUUUCUUUUCUUUCUUUCUUUUUUCUUUCUUUCUUUUUUCUUUUCUUUCUUUCUUUUUCUUUUCUUUUCUUUCUUUUUUCUCUUUUUCUUUUUUCUCUUUUUUCUUUUUUCUCUUUUUUCUUUUUUCUUUUCUCUCUUUCUCUUUUUUUUCUCUUUCUUUCUUUUUUUCCUUUUUUGUCUAUCCUUCUGAAUGCUGGUGCCAAUGUCAAUUUACCCGAUCGCAAUGACUGUACCCCUUUAUAUAAAGCUGCCUACCAUGGCCGGCCACAUCUUGUAGACAUUCUCGUUCAGGCUGGUGCAGAUAUCAACCGUGCAGACAAAGACGGCCAGACCCCACUUUACAUCUGCGUGCAGAAUGCAAUUGUCCAUUCCAGUUAUGCAACUGUGGAGAAACUUCUUUCAGCAGGUGCCUCGGUUGAUAAAUGUGAUAAUUCUGGCAAAUCACCACUGAAUGUUGCUGCCCACUGGAAACUGAAAGAUAUGAUUAGACUAUUGCUUGCAGCCAAAAGCAACGUGAAUCUAACGGACAAACGGGGUCACACACCCCUCUAUGUGUGUGUCAGUUCACUCAGCACGGGUCUCUACAAGGAAGAUCUCAAGUAUCAGGUACCCUGCAUCAAGGUACUGUAUCGUGCUGGUUGUGAUAUGCUUAAUCUGGUUGAUUGGCUCAAAUGGAAAGGGCCAGGCAUCCCACAAGAACUCCUCUCUGAGCAAGGCGAUGAGGCUUUUCUUGAGUGGUACACGAUGAGUAUGCGUUCACCACACUCUUUGUGUAAUCUCUGUCGUAAAGUUGUCCAACAGACACUGUUUAUGAAUCACUGUUCACAGGAUUAUCUUCAAUUUGUCUACAUGCUGCCUUUGCCACACAAGCUGCGAGUCUAUCUUUCACGUAAAAUGUUUCACCUGCCAACUUCCUGA
Acanthosepion pharaonis is the source of this 2601-nucleotide messenger RNA. The record is from the annotation of a GenBank genome assembly. Lineage: Eukaryota; Metazoa; Mollusca; Cephalopoda; Sepiida; Sepiidae.